CUGCUGUCGUUGUCCUCGAGGUUGCAGGACUGCUUCUUGCACUCUACAUGGCCCUAUGCAACUAGUAGAGAUAACGACGAUUGACAAGCAUGCGGUUGCUACAGUCAUGAUAGAUUUCUCUUCUUGACGGCAUCGCACACAAGUCUAGGUAGACACUCAGAAACACCGCAACACCACGCUGCUCAUGGCCGGCAUCAUCAGUCUCUCCACUGUCGGCACAAUCAUCAUAUCGACCCUCUGCGCCACCUCUCAAGCCUGAGAACUCACUGCCUAUGACAACACCAGCGGCUACUGCGACCCCAAAGGCAACACCCGCUACCGCAUAAUCUCCGGCGCCUCCACCCUCGGAAAAUGUAUGACCUUCGACCGCGACAUGCCCGGCACGGGAUGUCGCGAAUACACAAGCGGUGGCGGCUCCAAUGGUUGCACCUCUGGGUCUUUUAUUCCUAGAUCUGUGUAUUUGCGUGGUGGGAGGUGUGUUGUGUUUGGUCAGCCUGAUUGUCAGGGAAGGUAUGGGGGAUACUGGCCGUCCGGCUAAUGGAUGCUUGAGCUUUUCAAAUUAUGAUGGUUGGGGCCCGAUUAGCUCAUUUUUGAUGUGAGGGUUAGGAGUGGGGGUGUAAGAGGCAUCGGUUGCAGAAGAGUGGUCGAACAGGUAGUUGGGCUUGUCUGAUACUUGAUGAUAGUUGUGUCAUACUCGUUGGCCUCGUACUUCGCGCGUUUGUUUCCCGUAGCUCAGUAUGGUUUUCGAAGCCUGUGAGGUGGCCGCAGCCAAUCUGUGUGACCAAUUCUCUCCAGGCUCACUCGCAUGUCAGCUGUCUCGGAACCAGGCUAGAAAGUCACAGAGCAUAUCUUUUGAACGCGACAGAUCAAUGAGUGGCAUUUUGAGGUCACAGUUCUGUCCUGAGAAGCCAUAUCGUCCUCGUCGAAUCUCAUAAGCUGCAAGGUCAGAGGGCAGAACAUAGAGAAGUCAAGAG
Aureobasidium subglaciale EXF-2481 is the source of this 974-nucleotide messenger RNA. RefSeq lists its product as uncharacterized. The transcript is spliced from 3 exons. The coding region runs from base 420 to 599 and encodes 59 amino acids. Lineage: Eukaryota; Fungi; Ascomycota; Dothideomycetes; Dothideales; Saccotheciaceae. The record is from RefSeq and is a predicted model, not a curated record.